AUGUUUCGGCUACAACUUGGAAUCUCCCUUGUCAAUCUACCAGAAGCUCUGGAACAGGCGAAGAGGACCAACAAGAGGGUUUACCUUGAGCUCCGAAAACUCGAUCAGAAACUGGCAGCUGAGACAAACAUCGAGGCAUUCACGCAGUUUUUCUUCUCGUCUCAGUUUCGAAACUUCAUGGACGCCCGUGUUGACACAGCAAGGGCCCAAUGGUUGAGAAACGCUCGGGAUCUGAAGGCUGACAUCGCCAAAAGAUUACUGGAAAUGCCGACGAUGACGGACAACUAUCAGGAGAAUAAGGAUUCGCAAGAGUUUCAAGAUAUUCUGCGAAAAUGGGAGUACCUGAGUUCUCUUAACGAUGAUGUCUGGACAUUGCAACUCAGCUGGGACUGGCCAAACUGUGAGGGGAACAGGCGAAGAGACGGAUCCAUCCCAGACGUUUGCGAGUUGCCGCCUCCCAAGCCUACCACGCAAGCUACGGCAUCUUCGACCACUCCGACAGUCCAGUCAACCAUGUCUUCACCUCAAAUGACAGGCGCACCCUCAAUCACGCCCUCUGCGACGACGACAUCGCCCGUCCCUUGCGGCACACAGCAAUGCUCGACCAUCACUUGCCCAGACGGCCAUGCGGGAGAGUGUAUGGCUCUUCCCAUGAACCGAGGCCUCAGUGCUACGACAACCACCGCACAGGAGGCCAUAACGCCCAUCCCCAGCAGCCUGACGUGUUUCAAUGACGAAGACUGUGGCAAAUGCGAGGACAACAACGAGGUCGGAAGGAGUCUGAGCCAGACCCCCACAACCGCCCCACCGGUCACAACGACCACGGCAUCGCCUCCUCGAUGGACAGGAACUUGCAACAAGCAAGGUACUAGAUUCGAGAAGAGCCAGGCUUUGAAGUGGGUUGAAGAGUUCUGCGAGGAUGCUCAUGAGAAUGAGUGGAGCGACAAGUGGUUUUCCCAGGACAGUAUGCAGGUCAAGACCAAGGGGAUCAAGGUAUACAACGAUAUGGACCAGCCCAUAGAGGCUGCGUUCAGGUUCUUCAUCAAGGUCAGCAAACGAUCGGGGAAGGAGAAACAGUUUUGCGACCAGCAGGGAGACGGGUCCAACAUCAAGUCCGCGCUGGAAUUGCUGAAGAAGAGCCCCGUCACGUGCAAGGAGCAAUUGGGUAUUCUGGUGAACGACUGCAAUUGGAAUGGUGAGGCUGGUCGGAACCAUCCAUCGGGCGGGAACCGACCUGGACUGUGCCUGGAAUGGGAAUUGUCCGCCAAGAUAGAGGCAUAG
Molecule: messenger RNA, 1281 nt
Organism: Colletotrichum karsti
Lineage: Eukaryota; Fungi; Ascomycota; Sordariomycetes; Glomerellales; Glomerellaceae
Exons: 5
Coding region: 1-1281 (426 amino acids)
Source: RefSeq, a predicted model, not a curated record